Messenger RNA from Alligator sinensis (Chinese alligator), 5261 nucleotides. RefSeq names its product alkB homolog 5, RNA demethylase (gene ALKBH5). The transcript has 6 exons. Gene Ontology annotation, molecular function: oxidative RNA demethylase activity. Gene Ontology annotation, cellular component: nucleus. The coding region runs from base 1 to 1131 and encodes 376 amino acids. Gene Ontology annotation, biological process: mRNA export from nucleus; mRNA processing. The record is from RefSeq and is a predicted model, not a curated record. NCBI's taxonomy places the organism in Eukaryota, Metazoa, Chordata, Crocodylia, Alligatoridae.
AUGGCCACUACCCAGUUUCUACGGACCUACCAGGCGGCGUCGGACUCGGAGCCCAGCGACUACGAGGAGGCGGCGGAGAAGGAGGAGGAGGAGGAGGCGCGCAAGGUGAAGAGCGGCAUCCGGCAGCUGCGGCUCUUCGGCCCCGAGGAGUGCGCCAAGAUCGAGGCGCGCAUCGAGGACGUGGUGUCGCGGGCCGAGAAGGGGCUGUACAAGGAGCACACGGUGGACCGGGCCCCCCUGCGCAACAAGUACUUCUUCGGCGAGGGCUACACCUACGGGGCGCAGCUGCAGCGCCGCGGCCCCGGGCAGGAGCGGCUGUACCCGCGGGGCGAGGUGGACGCCAUCCCCGAGUGGGUGCACGACCUGGUGAUCCGCCGGCUGGUGGAGCACCGGGUCAUCCCCGAGGGCUUUGUGAACAGCGCCGUGAUCAACGACUACCAGCCCGGCGGCUGCAUCGUCUCGCACGUGGACCCCAUCCACAUCUUCGAGAGGCCCAUCGUCUCCGUGUCUUUCUUCAGCGACUCCGCGCUCUGCUUUGGGUGUAAGUUCCAGUUCAAGCCCAUCCGGGUCUCUGAACCCGUCUUGUUCCUGCCUGUGAGGAGAGGGAGUGUCACUGUGCUCAGUGGAUACGCGGCUGAUGAAAUUACACACUGCAUUCGACCACAAGACAUCAAGGAGAGGAGGGCCGUUAUCAUCCUUAGAAAAACAAGACUAGAUGCUCCUCGAUUGGAAACAAAAUCGCUGAGUAGCUCUGUGUUGACAGCAGGUUACACCUCUGACCGACUGUCAGGAAGCAACAGGGACCAGAUCCUGAAACCAAAGCGGUCCCAUCGGAAAGCAGAUCCUGAUGCUGCUCACCGGCCCCGGAUUUUAGAAAUGGAUAAAGAAGAGAACAGGCGCUCGGUCCUCUUACCAAAACACAGGAGACGAAGCAACUUCAGCUCAGAGAACUAUUGGCGAAGGUCUUACGAGUACACAGAGGACUAUGACGAGGAGGAGGAGGAUGGAAGUCCAGCCAGGAAGCUGACGAGUCCUUGGAAAGGAUCUGGCUGGCUGCGUUAUGAAUGGAGUAAAACUGAGGCACGCGUAGCACUGGGACGUGUCUGGUGCCACCCACGGUUUCCUGAGUAGUGGGUCAAACACAGCUGCUUUCCCUCCCGAAGCAGUGAAUGUCAGAGCUGGGCCGGGCUGGCUGUUGGCAUUUUUUAUUUUCCCCCAAACACCAAAAAAGUGAGAGGUUUCCUUUCUGGAAAGUCACAAAAUGUUGGGUUUCUUUUUCCUUUUGCUUUAAUUUGUGUUUUUGUUUCUUUUCACAUGUUCUAAAUCUGCUGUUUGACCCCAAGAAUUGAAACUCUGUCGUGGCCUCCUACUCCAUGCUACACCAAAGGGCUCCUCGGUCUGCUAUUAUAUAGUGAGGGUUUUUUUCUUUUUUUCCUUUUUGUUAAGGGUGCCCUGCAGUAACUGGAAAUUCACAGCUUUGCAGACACCUCUCACUGCAUCCGGUUACAAAGCGUUUAGGACAUUUGUUGCACUUUAGUAACAGUUUUUAAAUGCCAUAUACUCCCCUUCCAGCCCCUAUCCUCCAGCUCGCUUGGCCUUGCCGGCAUCCUGUCUUCUGCGCUGCUAACUAAAAGGUAUGUUUUCUCUGUGAAGAGCAGCCAUAAACUCGUGCCCACAGAAAGGCUGGUUCUGAGGGCUCAUCACAGAGAGAAGAGAGCCUUUAGGAACUGAAGUAAUUGUCUGCUAGACCUUUGUCUGUAACUGCAUAUGUGCAGGUUUCCUUUCCAGAGGUGUGUUGUUUGGAUCCUAAACGUAGUGUCCUACUUGGCUUUGAGGCCUGUCGUGCCAGGGUACUGGGAUCUGUAUCGGAGCCCCUGGGACUUUGAGUAUGAAGAUGACACGUGUGUAUGUGCGUGUGUGUGUUGGGUACAUGCUUUCCCCUUUUCCAAGCGAGAGACUAGCCAGAACGAUCUGUAGGGGUAACGUUGCACUGUGAGGGGGCCUGACCGGGGAGCAUGGUAGGAUGUGCUCGCUCUGUGCAGGCAGGAGCUUGCCCUCCCGGGUCCUCACCCACUCGAUCCAAGACGGCGUUCUCUCCCGAGUGCCUCGUUUGAGGGGACACCCCAGAGCUUUGCAACAGCCCGAGGAAUCUGCUGGACUUCACCGCAGAGGUGUACUCCAUGAUAUUGCCCCAGUAAAGCUAGCAGUCCUGUUUUUGCUUCGGUGUUUGCAGUUGGCUUGGUGGGGGAAGGUCGGGGGUCUCUAAACCUGCUUAGUUCUGCCGCUCGGCUUUCCCCAGCAAACACGGGAACUGCUGGACGAUGCCUGUAUUCUGCUCAUUCGAAUGUCAGCAUGAAUUCCUGGUGCAGAAAGCUCUGUGGCUUGAAAAACAUUACUGAAGAGAUCAUCUUUGUGGCACGCGGGAGUUGAGGUUAGAAUAUCAGAAGUCCCUCCAUGCAUCCUGCUUGUCUUUGCACCCACAUGGCUGCAUUAUCCUGGCGUAGAGCCUCCUUGUAAUAACACAUUUAGAAACCUGACUUUAACAAACAGGGGGUGGAAAGAAACCCUCUCUGAAUUCAGUAUCUUGAAGCCAGGUAUCAACAGCUGCAAGGAGUGGUCUUUUUUUAAGUUGUCUUAAAAACUCUUUAAAAAUUGCAGCUCUCUUUGGUUGUGUGUUCAGUGCUCUCUUCUGCUCCGCGCACUUCGCGGGAAAAGGAUUGAACACAUUUUGAGUACAGCCUGAUGCUCUCAUUGAGGGGUUUUCAGCCCACCAGGCCUUGUUCCUUCAUGUGCUGUUAGAAAUCUAGCAUGCUUGCCCGCCUCUUAGUUUCUAUGCAUGCCUUUUUCUUCUCCUGGCCCCUAGUGAUGGUCCUGUUGCAAACAUAACUUCAGGAGAACUUUUAUCCGCAUGAGACUUGAGCCCUUUGGGGGUUGUCUGUCAUCCUUCAACCUGGUGUUUGGAUUACAUUUCUGCCGCAGACCUCCAACUCGCUUUCCUCAAAGAUGAGAGGAGCCCGUUGCUUGGCCAUCAAGAGAGCCCCACCGCUUCUGCCCUGUCAUGGAAGUUCAUACUUCUGGUUGCCUUCAGGAUGUCAACUGCAUUUGAAAAUUGAGGCUUGUCUUUAAAGCUGGCAUUUCUCUGCCCUUUCGCUUGUUGGCUUUGUCAGCAGGCCAACUCCAAGCCAUCCUCACACUCAGCAGGGGAGUGCUUUCUUUGGGGACAUUGGGUUUUUCUGAGUGUUUGAAACCAGGCCGUAUACUGGAUCCGUAGCGUUACCAUUUAUGGCAGACACCCUAAACAUCAGCCCCUCUACAAGAUGGUGGCUGGUCGUGGGAGGCUUAAGAGUGCCUGUUUUUUAUGAACUAGGCGGUUUUUGGAUUUGCAUUUUAAAAGCCCCAUCCACUUCUAAGGGGCUGUGCUGAGCCCCUCUUGCUAUACAAUAGCUCAGUGUUUCUGCUUAAACAUAGUUCUGGCUGGAUGAAUAGAAACCGUAGUAAUCUGUGCUUCUCUUUCCUCCUGUUACAUGCAGUGGAUCCUUCUACCCAUGCUGCUUCAAGCCUGCCCCUGCAGUCUGGCUCUCCAUCUUCAAAUGAAGUUGGUUUCGGUUUUGCCUCGGAGGUGACAAUUUGGUAAUACUCACUGAUGGGGCCACUAAUAGAGCACGGUUUGCCGUGUUACCUAGAGUGGAAUGAGGUAUUGGAUUUUUCUCGGGAAAGGAGCGGUAGGCCUACUAAUGUCUCAUGCGUCAAGGUCUUUCCUCUAGCAAGGUAUAACAACAUCUCGUUCCAUCCCCAUGAAUGCAGCAGGUACAUUCAUUGGGUUUAUUUUGUAUUCCUCCGUGCAACCUUAUUUCUGCUUCUCCAUCUUCACGCUUCAUUUAGUUCUACAGCUUUUGAGCGAGCAGCAGUGCCCCUUGGGGUUAGCCUCAAAUCUCUGUUUUUUUUCUUUGGUUGCAACAUUGAUGUGUCGGCCAAAUCGGGGCAUGACUAGUUUUGACUCCUGAUGCUGUCUGUGGGCUGAAGUCGCCCCGUGUGUCUGCAGGCCAUCCUCCCCAGGUAGACAGAUAUUUUAUACAGACCCACGUAUGUAAAUGUAUAGAUGCACAUUCUUAAAUCUUUUGUACUGAUCCACAUCCAAAAGAAACCUUCGUUCGGACACUGAGCUUGGUGUGAAGACAUAGAUUCUCAGUGUCAAAUGACAGGAGACUCCCUAAUAUGACAACAGCUCAGGAAAUUCAUCCCACCCACAUCUUGCUUUGGUAGUUGUAUGUCUGCUCUGUGAGGCCACUUGCAAGUUCCAGGUCAAACUUUCAGGGCACUGCCCUGAUAUGGAAAACUUCCAGAACCCAAGCAAUUCGCUUUUAAUUAGGGAUCACCCAUGCUCCAGCUGCCUGCCUGCUCCAAGUGGUAAAAAGCUGGAAGUGGGGUUGUGACCACCUGUGCAACGUGAAAGAGAGCUGGUGACUUAGCAAAGCCUCAGUCACAGGCUUGACCCACUUGGUUUUAAUCGUCUUUCCUGAGAGCGCACCAUAAUGCAGCCAGGAUUGCCCUCUAACCCAGAAGCGUGUAGUACGUGUGACCUGUCCAGCAGCCGGCACCCUAAAUCAAAGGCACUGUCAAAUUACCAAAAAAAAAAAAAAAUCCCAAAGGCCACGGCAGUAUUUUUCUUCACUAAGGAAGGGAGAUGCUUUCUGCUUCUUUGCAGAUAAACAAUGGGUGGGAAUUUCAUACUUCUGCUGUUAUCCUUGGGUUGCAUGUAGGUGAAAGGAGUCUAAAAAACCCUGUUGCAUGAGCCUGGUGAGUCCAGAAAAAAGCGGCUGUUGGCCGGUCCCUGAGAAGGAGAGUGGUGUUAUAGGGAUGCUUUUUUGAGACUCCUUCUAAGGUCGUCUUUGCUUUGAUGGUGCCAGAUGCUCGGAGAGCACUUUGUAUUAACAGGAUCUAGGCGAGUGAGACGUAUCCGCAGCAAGGUCAUAGCUGCCACAUCUGACUUUUCCCACCUGCGAAGUUCUAGUCCAGCCGGUGCAAGUCACUGAGUCACGAGAUGCAUGAGCUGUAAUCCAAAGGCUUGGUUCAUCUUUGAAGGUUGGGCUGCCUAACCAGCUUUUGAAGGUUGACCUAUAUUUUGGCAAGCAAUGCACACGCCUCUGAGUUCCCCGUGCCAGGAGCUUCUGCUGGGACACAGGGUGACAGACACAUGCACAGGCACAAGCUGACUAUUUUUUUUUCUUUCCAUUUUUGGUUUUGAAUCUCAUACAAAGCAU